This is a messenger RNA of Diaporthe citri, 2181 nucleotides long. RefSeq lists its product as uncharacterized. The transcript has 3 exons. Lineage: Eukaryota; Fungi; Ascomycota; Sordariomycetes; Diaporthales; Diaporthaceae. Bases 1 to 2181 code for a protein of 726 amino acids. The record is from RefSeq and is a predicted model, not a curated record.
AUGGCGUCAAAUCCCUUAACCCUCGUGCGAAGUGAGACCAAUCUGCCGGAUGUGCCCACCAUCAAGGAUGAUGAUUCCUUCGCCGAGAUCUCUAAGAAGCUAGCGCUCUACAUCAUUGAGGCUGUCGACUCGCCUUUGAGUUGGGAGGACUUGCGUAGCAGCAAGCACCUCCAGCCUCUCCAGCCUCUCAUUGACUACCUGUCCACUGAGUGCCACCACAAUGCCAUCGUCGCCGCUCUGGUGGCCCUGAAGGGCCACUUCAAGGCUCUCGAGUCCGACGACGACUGUGGUGUCAACGAGUCGCGUGGCUUUGCCAGCGAGCUGGUAGCAUGGCAGUUCGUUCUGACCCUGUCGAAGCAAGAUGCCCUAGAGUAUCUACUGUUCGAGCUGCGCGACGACGACGACGAAGAUGACGACGACGACGAUGAGGAGAAUGCUCUUCUGACUCGCAGGAACCGCCCCGCGCAUACCAACGGCCGCGUUGCCCACCUCAUCAACGGGCACCGCGACAGCAAUGGCGACGCGAACGGCGACGCCAACAAGCCCAACAACGGCGAGGGCUUCUCCGAGCCGUUCAUGAACCUCAACACCCUUGAGAUCGCAGCUGUCUCCGGGGCAAAGAAGUUCCUCAGCCAGCGGGCCAUCCAGGACAUCGUGGAUGGUAUCUGGUACGGUAAGAUUGUCUUCUGGAACAGGCUCAAGAUCAAUGCGGCCAAGAAGCCGCGGUUCCACCACAAGAGGACCGAGGACUACUGGUGCCGGCUGCGAGUACCCCGGUAUAUGAAGAUCUUCGAGAUCGGCUUCUUCCUCUGCUUCCUGGGACUGUUCUACAUCGUGUGCCUGGAGCGAGUCAAGGAGUACGUCACCUUCUGGGAAUGCCUCUUCUACGUCUUUACUCUCGGAUUCGUCUUCGACGAGCUUGAUGACUUCAUCGAGUCUGGCAUCUACUUCUACUCCACGGAUAUUUGGUCAAUGUGGGAUAUCGGCAUCGCACUGAUUGGCGUCGCCUUCUUUGUGUUGCGUAUGAUCGGCCUGAGCACUGGCAGCGACACGACGCUGGAGUGGGCGUUCAACAUCUUGGCGCUCCACUCGCUGCUCCUGACGCCGCGUAUCUUCUCCUUGGUCAGCCUGAGCCCUUACUACGGCAGUCUCUUGCCGUGCUUGAAGGAGAUGGGCAAGCAGUUCAUCCGAUUCCUGGGCUUCACUCUGAUCAUUUACCUCGGAUUCUUCACCACCUUCAUCAUGCUUGCUCUGGGCCACUACCCGCUGGACUCACUGUCCAUCACAAUCCUCAAGUGCUUCUUCGGCGCCGGUGUGCAGGGUUUCGACAUCGCCCAAAAGGUCUCACCAUAUCUUGGACUGCCCGUCAUGGUCAUCUUCGUCUGCCUGACCAACCAGCUUUUGAUCACCUCUAUGAUGGCACACAUCAGCAACAGUCUGCGCCAGGUCCUCGACUCAUCCCGCGAGGAGUACCUUUUUGUGUACUCAGUCUACGUCCUCGAGGCGGUCACUUCAGACAAGAUGACUUAUUUCCAAGCCCCAUUUAACCUGAUCCCAGUGGUCUUGCUGAGGCCGCUCCUCUUUAUUGUUCCCGAUACCACAGCGAGCCAGAUUCGCAUCAUGCUGCUUAAAGCAACUCACGCCCCUUUCCUCGGCGCUAUCUGGUUGUUCGAGCACUGGGAAGUCCUUGCGUUGAGGCGCGAGGAGGAGGAGCGUGCUGUAAUGGGUCUUGACCUUGACGUUACCGACAACACGACUUCAACCACCGCCAGCUCCCAACCUCAGGCUCUCAAGAGCAAGACAAACACCUCGUCAUCAAGCAAGAAGCACAGCCUCACCAAGACCGGCAAGGUCAAGAUUCCCGCGGCGCUGCUUGCCCAGGCAUCCAGGAGGCCAUCCAAGAAGGUUGGAGCUAGGCAAGACACAAACGGGAGGGUCCCGCCGACUGCCACCUUGACGGGAACCAACGGGGCUGCGGUCGCCGCACCACCACCACCUGCACCACCGGGACCGGCACCGGAGGCGCCAAACGCUGUUCCUGAGGCCGGGGCAGCGCAGCCCGCACAGGCCCUGGGCACGGCUGAUGUGGGUGAGAUGAUGCGCUUGUUGAAGGAGCUGAGUGUCCAGGUUGAGGAGGUCAGGUCCGCUCUAGUGAAGCACGACAACGGUCCGUCCGAGUAG